AGAUAUCAAUAAGAAACUAACGCAAUGACCAAGACCCAAAGUGUCUUGACAUCAAGCCAGGUGGGCAGAAUCCCAAUGAUAUAAGCGUAACAACGUCGCCCUCAGAGUCAGUCGUGUCAGUACCUUCUCCGUUGCGUGUGAGUCAGUUUGAAUUAAUUUUUUUUUUUUUUAACAAUUAAACAACGAGUUUAAAGAAUCAUGGCUCUGAACAAAAAAGACUCCGUAGUAAUGCCCGCUUUGGCCGACCCAAUAUCUUUCCUUAAGGAUUUCUUAGCCGGUGGUAUUUCUGCUGCCGUAUCUAAGACCGCUGUUGCUCCUAUUGAACGUGUCAAACUGCUGUUGCAAGUACAACACAUUUCCAAGCAAAUCAAACCUGAAGAUCGAUACAAGGGUAUGGUGGACUGUUUCGUCCGUAUCCCCAAGGAACAGGGAGUUACAGCAUACUGGAGAGGAAACAUGGCCAACGUGAUUAGGUACUUCCCGACUCAAGCUUUGAACUUUGCAUUCAAAGACAAGUAUAAGCAAGUAUUCUUGGGUGGUGUAGACAAGAACACACAAUUCUGGAGAUACUUUGCCGGUAACUUAGCAUCUGGUGGUGCUGCUGGUGCAACAUCUUUGUGCUUUGUAUACCCAUUAGAUUUCGCCCGAACCAGGUUGGCCGCUGACGUUGGUAAAGCUGGAGCUGCCCGGGAAUUCAACGGUCUUGGAGACUGUUUAACUAAAGUUUUCAAAUCCGACGGAAUAACUGGCUUGUACAAGGGUUUUGGUGUAUCUGUUCAAGGAAUCAUCAUUUACAGAGCAUCAUACUUCGGUUGCUUCGACACAGCCAAGGGAAUGUUGCCCGAUCCAAAAUCCGCUGGUUUCUUUUUGUCGUGGGCUAUUGCUCAGACUGUAACCACUGUCGCUGGAAUUGUUUCCUAUCCCUUCGAUACAGUCAGGAGGCGUAUGAUGAUGCAGAGUGGUCGUGCUAAAUCUGAACUCGUCUACAAGAGCACUCUCCAUUGUUGGUCGGUAAUUGCAAAGACAGAAGGGGCUGGUGCUUUCUUCAAGGGAGCUUUCUCAAAUGUAUUGAGAGGAACCGGUGGUGCCUUAGUAUUGGUGAUGUACGAUGAAAUCAAAGCAAUCAUUGUCUAAGACAAAAAUAAUUCCAUCUUAGUAACCAUUCGAUGGGUUAGUAUGUAAGAAAAUUCAACAUCCAAUUCAAUCCAAUUUGCUCACAUACCUAGUGGAUUGGCAGAAUAUAUUUGUAUCAUAAAAAACUGACUUCAUUCUUGUUAUCGUGUAAAUAAAUGAAAAAUUGUUACCUACUCAA
Sipha flava (yellow sugarcane aphid) is the source of this 1312-nucleotide messenger RNA. Its product is annotated as ADP,ATP carrier protein 2-like. Gene Ontology annotation, cellular component: mitochondrial inner membrane. Gene Ontology annotation, biological process: mitochondrial ATP transmembrane transport; mitochondrial ADP transmembrane transport. Lineage: Eukaryota; Metazoa; Arthropoda; Insecta; Hemiptera; Aphididae. The record is from RefSeq and is a predicted model, not a curated record. Gene Ontology annotation, molecular function: ATP:ADP antiporter activity.